AUGGGGAAUAAGAUAAAGGAUGUGAAGGAGAGGUUGGAUAAAAUUGUUGGAGAAAAAAGUUUUCACCUGACGGAGGGUUUGAUGGCUCGUGCGGUGGAGGGAAGACAUACUAGUUCCAUAGUGAAUGAAUCCGAAAUUCUUGGAAGGAAUGACGAGAAAGAAAUGAUAAUUGAAAUGUUGCUCGGCGAUUUGAGCGACCGCAACGGUGUUUCGGUGUUUGCUGUCUGCGGCAUGGGGGGACUCGGCAAGACUACACUCGCUGGAUUGGUGUACAAUGAUAAGAGGGUGGAGGGGCACUUCGAUUUAAGAAUUUGGGUUUCCGUGUCUGAUGAUUUCGACAUAAAGAGACUAACGGGAGCGAUUGUAGAGUCCAUAGAACCAGGCUCAUGCAAUAUCACAAACUUGGAUCCACUCCAGCGCCGCCUCCUAGAAAAAUUGAGUGGCAGGAGAUAUUUGCUUGUCUUGGACGACGUGUGGAAUGAGGACCGCGAGAAGUGGGAUAGACUAAAAGACGUACUUAGGUGUGGAGCUAAAGGCAGUAAGGUUGUAGUCACAACAAGGAGUCUGAAAGUUGCUCUUAUUAUGGCUACGCUUCCUGUGCACCAUAUGGAUUUUCUAUCGGAGGAUGAUUCUUGGUCCUUGUUUGAGCAACGGGCUUUUGACAAUCGAAGGAUGGAGGAAGACCAUGAGCUGUUUGAGAUUGGGAAGGCGAUAGUCAAAAAAUGCGGAGGGUUGCCGUUAGCGAUAAAAGCUCUUGGAAGCCUCAUGCAGUUUAAAAGCACUAAAAGUGAGUGGUUAUAUGUGAGGGACAGCAAGAUUUGGGAUCUAACAGAUAAUGGAAGUACUAUAUUGCCUGCCCUAAGGUUGAGCUAUGACAACUUACCUCCACAAUCGAGGCAAUGUUUUGCUUAUUGUUGUGUAUUCGUUAAAGACAGUCAGAUGGAGAAAGACACGCUGAUUGAGUUGUGGAUGGCAAAUGGUUUUAUUCCCUCUAAAGGAGAAACAACUUUGCAUGAUACGGGCCAUGAGAUUUUUAAUGACUUAGUUUGGAGGUCCUUCUUACAAGAUGUGGAGGAGAAUAUCGCCGGCAAAACAGUAUGUAGAAUGCACGAUCUUAUGCACGAUCUGGCGCUAUCAAUUAUGACGUACGAUUUGUGUAUAGUUGACUCCCUUACAGAUCUAAAAAUUCCAGAAAAGGUUCGUCACUUGCUUCUUAACAUUCGCUCAGUAGGGGGAGUAACUUUGAAUGAGGCUAUGCUUGAGGUUCCAUCUCUACGGUCGUUUGUUUUACAUCCAAAUACUGGUUUUUCUUGGAAAGAAGUGUCUCCUUGGAUAUUGAAGCAGAAGUAUCUCAGGGUGUUAGAUUUGGGCGCUCGCAUUAUGUUUGGGAACAAUGGGAAGUUACCAAGACUAAUUUCCAACUCCAACCAUCUUAGGUACCUCGACAUGUCGUGCUCUAACAUAGUCUUUCUACCAGAAUCCAUAUGUGAUCUCCAAAACCUAGAGACUUUGAAACUUAUAGGGUGUUCAGAGCUUUGUAAGUUGCCCAAACACAUGAGGUAUAUGAGAAAUCUCGUAUACCUGGACAUUAAAUGGUGUCGUUCUCUUACAUGUGUCCCUCCUAAAUUGGGACAACUGACUUCCCUACGAAGACUAAGCAUCUUCAUUGUGGGCAAGGCUGAGGGUUACCGUAUUGGUGAGCUGAAAGAAUUGAAUCUUGCGGGGGAGUUGGAAAUAAAGGAACUUGAUAAUGUAAGAAGUCAAGUGGACGCCGAGAAUGCCAAUUUGAAGAGGAAACAUGAUCUUGUUUCUCUGAAUUUACGUUGGAGUGAUCACAAAGAAGAAAACUUACCCAAUGAUGUUGAAGGGGUGCUUGAGAGUCUCCAACCUCACUCGAAUCUGAAGAAGCUGAGUAUAAGUUAUUACCGAGGUUCAAAGUUUCCAAAUUGGAUGAUGUGCUCGGUUCUUAAAAAUCUGGUUAAGCUCUCCCUAUAUUCUUGUUCACGAUGUGAACAACUUCCGCCUCUUGGGAAACUACACUCCCUUAAGAAUCUUGUUAUCUUUGGAAUGGAUUCUCUGAAGUGCUUCGAUCCUGAGUAUUAUGGAGAUGGGAAAAUUUCAUUCCAGGCACUAGAGACGCUCCAACUUGUAGGAAUGCGGAGUUUGGAGGAAUGGACGACAAUGGAUAGACAAGAUGUUUUCCCGUGCCUACGAGAGUUGUAUAUAUACAACUGCCCCAAGCUAACUAAUUUGUCUGCCCUUCCAACACUUAAGGAAUUGCGGAUUGGUGAAAAUGAAAUGUUAAUCAAGUCAGUGAAUAAUCUGACUUCACUUUCCUCUCUUGACAUAGAAAACUUGCAGUUGGCGAUUCUUCCAGACGGAUUGUUUCAAAAUCUUGAGGCCUUGGAGUCCCUAGAGCUAAGGGGUAUGCCCAAUAUCGAGACUGCAAAAUCAGAUGUCUGGUUUGUCUUCUCUGAAGCGAUUGAGACUUGA
Messenger RNA from Rhododendron vialii, 2493 nucleotides. RefSeq names its product putative disease resistance protein RGA3. The record is from RefSeq and is a predicted model, not a curated record. The coding region runs from base 1 to 2493 and encodes 830 amino acids. Gene Ontology annotation, biological process: defense response to other organism. Gene Ontology annotation, molecular function: ADP binding. NCBI's taxonomy places the organism in Eukaryota, Viridiplantae, Streptophyta, Magnoliopsida, Ericales, Ericaceae. The transcript has a single exon.